CUGGAUGACAGAGCGAAAUUCUGUUUCAAAAAAAAAAGAAGUUCCAGUGGAUCAGAUGAACUCCCUCCUCUCCUUCCUGGCAUUGCCCAGGUAACAGAUCCAGGGGUCCAGGUGGUAGAUUAACAGUGGCAAGACACCUGGAUCCCCGUUCCCCAAACCCCACAUGGCCAAUGCUCUUUGAUAAAGUGGCAACACCUCUCUGAUGCUCAGUUUCCUCUUCAGCAACAGCAGUUAAACAUAAGGGGAUGGUGAGGAGAGGAUGAGUGAGGUUGGGCAGGAGAAUGGGCUCCUGAAGCAAGUCCUGAGGCAAGAGGACAGCAAGAGCCAUCCAGCAGGCAGAGCAGGGCCAGUAGCUCCUCCUUCCCUGGAGGUCCCUGUGGACAAAGUCAGCCCUUCCAACCCUUUGCUUCAGUGUAAGAGGCCCCAGGCAAGGGAAUCCUCCGGGAGUGGGGGCUGAGGGAUGCUCCCUGAUACCCUCCCCCAGUUCUUGGUCUGCACAUUUGCCCCCAUACUUAUUCCCUGGGGGAUAAGCAUGCCCUGUUCUUUCUACCUGCGGUUGGGAUGGGGGAAACCAGAGAAUGGGCAGCUCCUUCCUGGCAAAGAGAGACAGGGCCCUGGAACGACGCUGCUUUCCAGGCAGAACCAGGAGUCCCUCCCUCGCGCCCUCCCCUCCUGUCCCUCACAUCCCCCCCUUCCCUCUGUCACUCUGGCUGGGUUUCAUUUGCUCCUCGUUCUGCGCUCCGCGGUGUCUCCAAAGGCAGAGAAUGCUCUUGGGUGAGUGCUGAGGACACCUGGGCUGGGAAAUGGGGAGAGGGCUUAGGUGAGGGUGGUCCUCUCCCCUCUCCCCAGCCCAAUCCUUUCCGGCUAUAGUUGGCUCCCAAAAGUUGUCUGUCAGAGACACCAGUAGCCAGUUACUCUCAACCCUUUUCCCAGGUUCAAGGCUGGGCAGGGAAGCCCCCACUCUGGCCGAGAACAAAGGUGAAAGGAGGGGCAGGAAUGGUGGGGAGCUGGAGGUCCACCCUGCAGGAAAUAGGGGUGCUGGACAUCUGGGCAGAUGCCUGUUCAGGAGCCCAUGUCAAAGGUUCCAUGUAUCAGACCUCACCUUUAACCGCCUCUGAGGGGCCAGGGGAGCAGGAGACGUCCGAGGGGAGUGAAGAGGGAGCUGUUACUGCAGCAGAGAAAGAGACAGCAGCAGACAGAGGGAGAUGGAAAUCAGGGUGCCUCCUCCCUGAGAUCCAGCCACUGUACCGGGGUCCACACCAAGGCCCCCACCCUGUCUUUAUCCAUGGUCUGCCAGCUCACCUCUCCACACAGAAGGUUGCCUGGCCUUUUUUGAGGGAGACAGCCAUCACCCAUCAAAGGCUGUUUGGGGGAACCCUUUCAUUGGGGGCAAAGGGCUGGAGGCAGUGGGACUGGGGGCAGAGUUUCUGUUGGGACUGGGCUUUGGAGUCUUCCUCCAGCUUAGGGGAGUCUGCACAUCCUGAGUGCUAGAUGACCCAGAAGUGGCUCAGGGACUCUGGAGAAUGUGGGGAGGAAGCCCCUGGCCACGGUGGGAGUGGGCAUGCAGUAUGUCUUGGCUCAACCUCUCACUCCCCACUUUGGCUCUCUCUCCCUGGACUCCCAUAUUCUUCGCAGAGUUUGGGUUUUAUCCAUGAUAGAAAUGGCAGUGUCAUUAUUUGAGAUGUGUUGUGUGCAGGCAUGUGCCUCUGGGAGGACCCUAUCGUCUGCCCCAUGACUUGUGGGUAGGGGGGUGGGAGAAGGAGUGGGAGAGAGACUCCGUUUGGAGACAUGCUCUUUUAAGUCCGAUGCAUUUAAUUUUGUAAGGGGAGUGUGUGUGCACACCGGUCUCUGCAUCUGCAUAUGGAUCUUUGUGUACAUGCAUCUAUCUUUGUGAAGGUGUGUGCCGCUGUGUGCCCAUUGCUGUCCUUGGUCUAUAUCUGCAUUUGUAGGGGUCUGCACAUUCAUGUGCAUCUGUCUCUCUGGGUAUAUGUAUACACAGGUAUGUCUUUGUUGCUUGUGCCCAUCUGUGUAUGCAUGCAUGCUCUUGUGUGGCCAGUGUGCCUGCCUUUGCCUCCCGGCCAGCAUGGGUAUCUGUGUAUCUUGGCAUCAGUACCACCUCCAUAUAAUACAUGGUCUAACUGUGGGGGGAUGUAUGUAUGUGCCUUGAUGUCUAUACCUGCCACUAUCCAUGGGUGAUAUGGGCCUCAGGUUUUGUGUCUCUGUGCUCGUGUGUGUGUGUGUGUGUCUGUCUGUCUGUCUUUUCCCCAUUAUGGCAAAAUAGCAGGAUGUGGUUUUCCCAGAUCUUGUCCCUUGGUGGCAGCCAGGGUGAUGUUAUUUCAUAAGAUUUCUGCUCUGUGCCCUGCCCUAGCCUCGGUUGGACCUUUGGGGGCAGCCUCUUCUCCUGUACUCUGUCUGGCUUGCUCAUACCUCUGACCACACCCCACCCUCUUGAGGCAGUUGGCUAAUGAGCCAUGGCUGCUCCAAGACACUUAGGUGGCUGUUCUGCAGCAAAAUGCUAUCCAAGAAGACCUACCCCCAACCUGACCCUUUUGGGGUGCAGAAUUCUGGACCUGAGGGCUGUGUGGUGCCAUUCGGGGGCAGCUGUGGGGGCUGUGGCUCCCUUCAUUUGAGUGUAGCCAGGAGUCAGGCGGCCACACAUGUGUGUGCAUGUGACUCGCGCACCAUCCCAGCAGCCCUGGGGCUGGGGUUCACAGUGAAUGUCAGAGGCAGAUGGUGGGUGGCACAGAGCAGUGCUGCAUGGAGGAUGCUGGGGCGGAGGAGUUCCCAGCAGCCACUGGUAGGGCUGGGACCUCAAAUCAACAUGCACCCUAGGCCUUUUGCAGAAGAGCAGUGUACCCAAUUGUGAGGGGACUGGAAGACAUUUCUGGGUGACUUGGUGCUGUCUGGAAGGGAGACUGGGUCAUUCUCUUGACAUUCCCUUGACCCACGGCAGCAGUCCAGCCCCCUCUCUGAAUGGCCUCCACACCCGGCACCGCAUUUGGUCUUCAGACCCAUUUCUGUCCUGCCCUAGCCUCCUCCCCGGGUUGUAAUUCCCGCUUUACAGAUGAGGAAACAGGCUCAUAGCUAAGUGUCCAGUCCAAGGCCUCAGAGUUAAAUAUAACUGGAGCUCCAUCCCAGGCCUCUGGACUCCACACCUCCACGUCUGGGAGGGUUGGGGUGCCACAACAGCACAUUUAUCCUGCAGGGAACCUCCUCAAUUCACCUCUCAGGGUAACGCAGACAGGGAUGAGGGUCGGCUGUGUAUCAGAGUUCUAGAAAAAGGUCAAUCCAACCUCCCUCCCUCUUCCCCACUCUGUCAACCCCACUGCAAAUAACUCACUAGGCUAAAACAAUGAGCUUCCCAGUUCCAACUCCUCCGAAGGAGGCUCCCCAUCAGGUGGGAAGGUCCAAAUCCCCAGCAUUCCCCUAGAGCCAUCCAGCAUCAGGCACUGCCCCCACCCACCCCAAUUCUUCAUGAACCUGCAGCGACCUGUCAACUUCCAGAGGAGAUCUUUGCUCUGCCAUCCCACGGCCUGGAGUGCCCUUCCCCUAGUAAUAGUUCACUUACCCAGAAUGCUGCGAACCCUAAUUGACCCUCCCAGCAGACCUUCAGCUGAUCGCCCCCUCCUUGGUGAUCCCAAAGCACUUGCUUCUAAACUCUCAGAGCACUUUGCAGCCUCCACGGCGCUCUACCUGUCUGUCUCUUACGGCUGUGAGCCCCUCGAGGAACCCUGGAUACAUGCGCGGACCGAAUGAACCCCGGCACCGCGCUGCUUGCGGUCUAGCCUCAGUGGCUCCUGCUGCGGCGCGUGCGGCUGCAGGGGCCGGAGGGUGGGGCCGGGGCCGGGCUGAGCAAGCUGGGCGGGAGGCGCGGCAGGUGGGCGCGGCCAGGUGAGCCCGGGGACGCCGCCCGCCCUGCCCGCGACCCCGGCCGGCGCCGGCUGCUGGCGCCUCUUCGCCCCCGUUGCCGCUAGUGGCUGCUGUCGCUCCGUGGAGCCCAAGGAGACCGCGGCCAGAGCGUCCACCGCCCAAGAUGGUGGUUCCUGUGUCUCCUCUCCCACCCACGGAGCACGAAUAAACUCUUCAGGCUGAGAUGGAUGGGCCCUGUUAGCCUGGCGGGCUGCCCCCAGCCUGCCUCCCCAUCAACUCCUCUUGUCAAGGGAGGUGCCUCUGUGUGGGGGGGAGGCAGGGGGGCAAGAGCAUUCAGGUGGGGGUUGGGAGUUCCUUGCUCAGAGAGCAAGAAUGGUGCCCCCAGGGAAGAAACCAGCGGGAGAGGCCUCCAACUCCAACAAGAAGUGUAAGCGUUACUUCAACGAGCACUGGAAAGAGGAGUUUACCUGGCUGGACUUUGACUAUGAGCGGAAGCUGAUGUUCUGCCUCGAGUGCCGCCAGGCCCUGGUACGGAACAAGCAUGGCAAAGCCGAAAACGCCUUCACUGUGGGCACUGACAACUUCCAGCGCCACGCCCUGCUGCGCCAUGUGACCUCAGGAGCCCACCGCCAGGCUCUGGCUGUCAACCAGGGCCAGCCCCCUUUUGAGGGCCAGGCCGAGGGUGGAGGGGCCUGCCCAGGCCUGGCUACGACCCCCGCCUCCAGGGGCGUCAAGGUGGAGGUAGACCCGGGCAAAGUGGCUGUGCUGACUACCGUGUACUGCAUGGCAAAGGAGGAUGUGCCCGACGACCGCUGCUCUGCCCUGCUCGAGCUGCAGAGGUUCAACCUGUGCCAGGCACUGCUGGGCACAGAGCAUGGCGAUUACUACAGUCCCAGGAGGGUGAGGGACAUGCAGGUGGCCAUUGCCAGUGUCUUGCACACAGAGGCCUGCCAGCGCCUGAAGGCAUCCCCAUAUGUGGGGCUGGUGUUGGACGAGACCAGAGACUGGCCGGAGUCACACAGCCUGGCCCUGUUUGCCACUUCGGUGUCCCCCUGUGAUGGCCAGCCUGCCACCACCUUCCUGGGCAGUGUGGAGCUACAGGAGGGCGAGGCCACUGCUGGCCAGCUCUUGGACAUCCUGCAGGCUUUCGGCGUAUCUGCACCCAAGCUGGCCUGGCUCAGCUCAAGCCUCCCCAAUGAGCGCCUGGGGAGUGUGGGCCCACAGCUCCGGGCCACUUGCCCACUGCUGGCAGAGCUGCACUGCCUCCCUGGCCGCACAGAUCCUGAGCCCCCCGCCUACUUGGGUCAAUAUGAGAGCAUAUUGGAUGCCCUAUUCCGCCUCCAUGGUGGUCCUAGUUCCCAUUUGGUCCCUGAGCUCCGGGCAGCACUGGACCUUGCAGCUAUUGACUUGGCAGGGCCUCGGCCAGUGCCCUGGGCCUCCCUGCUGCCUGUCGUGGAAGCAGUGGCAGAGGCCUGGCCUGGCCUGGUGCCCACCCUGGAGGCUGCAGCCCUUGCCUCACCUGUGGCAGGGUCACUGGCCCUGGCCCUGCGCCAGUUCACCUUCGUGGCCUUCACCCACCUGCUGCUGGAUGCCCUGCCCUCUGUGCAGAAGCUCUCCCUUGUCCUGCAGGCAGAAGAGCCGGACAUGGCCUUGCUGCAGCCCCUGGUGAUGGCGGCUGUGUCCUCCCUCCAAGCUCAGCGCGGCUCAGGUGGGGCCCGCCUCCAGGGCUUCCUGCAGGAACUGGCAUCCACGGACCCUGACACCAGCAGCGGGCGCUGCACCUACCGCGGCGUGGAGCUGCUCGGUUACUCAGAGGCUGCGGUCCGGGGCUUGGAGUGGCUCCGGGGGUCCUUCCUGGACUCCAUGCGGAAGGGCCUACAGGACUCCUACCCCGGGCCUUCGCUGGACGCCGUGGCUGCCUUCGCGGCGAUCUUCGACCCCCGCCGCUACCCUCAGGCGCCAGAGGAGCUGGGCGCGCAUGGCGAGGGGGCGCUGCGGGUGCUGCUGCGCGGCUUUGCGCCUGCCGUGGUGCGCCAGCGGGCGCUAGGGGACUUCGCGCUGUUUAAGCGCGUGGUGUUCAACCUUGGGCGGCUCGGCCCGCGGGCCUUGUGCACUCAGCUGGCGUGCGCGCACUCGGAGCUGCACGAGCUCUUCCCCGACUUCGCUGCCCUAGCCGCUUUGGCUUUGGCACUGCCCGCGGGCGCUGGCCUGCUGGACAAGGUCGGCCGCAGCCGGGAGCUGCGGUGGUGGGGGCAGAGCGGGGUCGGGGAAGGCCGGGGGGGCCACGUGGUGAAGAUCGCAGUGGAUGGGCCCCCGCUGCACGAGUUUGACUUUGGGUUGGCUGUAGAGUUCUUAGAGAGUGGGUGGGGAGAGGGCUUCCUGGGGUCGCAGCUCACCUGAGGGUGGCCUCCUUCUCUCGGCCCAGCCAGCUUGGGGCCCUUAGGGCCAACCUAGACUUGACCAUGCUGCACCCAAGAUGAUCUGCUGACUGUGGCCUCCCAGGGGCCUGAGGCCACCCACCCACCCUUCUGGAGCUUCCCACCAACCCCAUCCUGUAGGCUGUGGAGGAAGGGACUGGUUCAAGAGGGGCCUGGGUGGGUGGGCAGAGAUGCUAGGAUCUGGGGCACCCUAAAUCAUUCCUGGCCUUUACACAGUUAGAUGAGGAGUAGCUCACCCUUUUUCCUUCUGGAUUCGGCCCAAGUUUGGGCUCCCCCCAGAAAUAUGGGAGUUCUUGGCUUGGGGGAGGAAGACUAGGUCUUGGGAAUUGAGUGGCUGAGGGAAGGGACGCUGGUCCUUGGCUGUUUCUUUCUUUUUCUUUCUUUCUUUUUCUUUUUUUGAGAUGGAGUCUUGCUCUGUCGUUCAGGCUGGAGUGCACUGGCACAAUCUCGGCUCACUGCAACCUCUGCCUCCUGGGUUCAAGCAAUUCUCCUGCCUCAGCCUCCCGAGUAGCUGGGAUUGCAGGCGCCCACCACCACACCUGGCUAAUUUUUAUAUUUUCAGUAGAGACGGGGUUCCACCAUGUUGGCCAGGCUGGUCUUGAACUCCUCACCUCAAGCGAUCCACCUGCCUCGGCCUCCCAAAAUGCUGGGAUUACAGGCAUGAGCCACCGCGCCCUGCCCUUGGCUGUUUCUUAGUCCCACUCCCGGCAGUGUCUCUUCUCUUCAGCUAUGACUGGGGAGUAGAUGACCGUGCUUGUUUCUGACACACAGCACAGUGUCCUCUCUGUACACAAGCUGGUGGUUCAAGGGCCAAUGGUUCCGGGGAGACAGUGUUUCCCUUCCUCCCCUCCUCACCAAUGGGCUGCCUCAGGCCUUUUCUGUGUAUAACUGUGUAUAUAGACAUAAAACCUACAAAUGUGAAAUAAACCUAUGCUAUCUUUCAUAGUGUUACCACACAAACAUCUAAAAGGACUACUUUUGGUUUUGCAAUGACAGGGUCCAAAAAUGCCCCAGAUGGGCUGGAUUUAUUUUUUCUAAUUUUUUAUUCCUCAAAGUCCAGUUGCUCUCCAAGUUCCUAUCCCUCCCCUGCCCUUGCCCCAGACCUUUAAUUAAGACCAAAGACUGCAAAUCCCCAGUGCUGUACCUGCCGCCUCCGAGGACUGGCCUCAAGGCCCAACCCAGGGACGCUGGCUUAUUUGCCUCCUGCGGGAAGCAGUUUAGACCUCACCAGAGCUGGGGAACACAUCCCUUCAGAGCCCAUGGGUUUCCCAUUCCCUCCUGUCAGCCCUGGCUGUGAAAGCCUGGGGAUCUGGAGGGAGGGAGGAUAGUUAGAGAGUGACAGGGGCGAGAGCUGGCCUUUUCCUAAUAUCCCUGGGUUUGAGUUUAAUUUGCAAUAAAAUGGAAUCCCAGCACAUCA
This is a messenger RNA of Chlorocebus sabaeus (green monkey), 7725 nucleotides long. The record is from RefSeq and is a predicted model, not a curated record. NCBI's taxonomy places the organism in Eukaryota, Metazoa, Chordata, Mammalia, Primates, Cercopithecidae.